AUGGCCCCCGAGUACGAAACAACCUUUAGCCGCACUCUUCCCUUCACAACCCAUAAAAUUCCCCAAGAGCUGGUAAAGAAUGAACAAGAGUUCUACAAAGCUCUCUGCGACAAAUUCGGCGCCUGGACAUGGGUAUGCGAGAAGAAAGAGGGGAAUUAUGUAGUUGAAAUGAAUAAGGAGGCGCCGGAAGACUUGAAGAAGGAUCUGCAGGAGGAGGGCGUCUUGAAGGGUGAUGAGCACCUGGUCCAAGCCGCUUCUUGA
Molecule: messenger RNA, 261 nt
Organism: Fusarium tjaetaba
Lineage: Eukaryota; Fungi; Ascomycota; Sordariomycetes; Hypocreales; Nectriaceae
Exons: 1
Coding region: 1-261 (86 amino acids)
Source: RefSeq, a predicted model, not a curated record